AUGUGGAUCGUGUACAUUGCAUUGUUUAUACUUUUUAUUUUCAUUCUCGAUCAGUUCCUUGUUGACAAAAGGAACAUUGAACUUUCGAAGCAAUUUAAUGGACCCGUGAGGCUUCCUUUGAUUGGGACUAUUUACAAGUUUUUAGGCACAUCAACUAAAGAGUACUACUCGGCCAUCAAAAAAUUGACAGAUAUGUAUGCUAGAACAAAUAGCAAAGUUGUAUGUGGAUGGGCUGGAUUUGCCAUGGAAAUUUUUGUCGAUGACUAUAAAUUGAUUGAAGCUAUAACAACAAAUCCAAAAUGCAUUGCAAAAAGCUCACAGUAUAGCUUUUUACAUGCUGCAGUCGGUGAGGGAUUGCUGUUUAGCUCUGGAAAGAAAUGGUUCAAUAGACGAAGGAUCAUCACGCCGACCUUCCAUUUUAAGAUUCUUGAGCAGUUCUUUGAAGUUUUUGUGAAGCAAAAUAAGAACUUGAUCGAGAAAAUCAAAAGUCAGUCAAAUGAGCAGCCGUUUAAUAUUUUUCCAGUCAUAACUUCAUCAGUUUUAAAUUCACUGAUCGAGACUGCGAUGGGAUAUGAAAUGAAAGCUAAAGAUUCUGAAUACUUAAAUGCUGUUAAGGAAGUUGGAUUUCUUGUAGCUACAAGAUUUUUAACUCCAUGGCUUAGACUUAACUGUAUCUUUAACUUGACAAGUCUCAAACGUAAACAAGAUAAAUGCGCGAAUAUUAUGAAGGAGUUUACCACAAACAUAAUUCAGGAACGGAGAAAAAUCUUGAUGGAGAAAAAGGAUGAAGAUUUAGAUCAUUUGGAUGAUGAAGAUAUUGGUUUAAAGAAGAAAAUGUGCUUACUUGAUGUUCUGCUCCAGUCAACAAUUGAUAAUAAGCCAUUAAGUAAUGAAGACAUUCAGGAAGAAGUUGACACAUUUACAUUUGCAGGACAUGACACAACAACAAAUGCUAUCUGUUUCACACUCUACAUGAUCGCCAAACACCCAGAAGUUCAGGAGAAGUUGAACAAGGAGAUACAAGAAGUGCUUGGAGAUGAAGAAUUGACAUUCAAAAGCUUAAAUGAAUUUAAAUAUCUUGAACUGGUGGUUAAAGAAACAUUGAGGUUAUAUCCACCAGCACCGAUCAUCUCAAGACGAUUUUUUGAAGAAGUUGAUAUUGGUGAUUUUGUAGCACCAGGAAAUGCAAAUUACAAUUUAAUCCUUUUUACAGCUUUCCGUAACCCAGAAGUAUUUAAAAAUCCAGAUGAAUUCAUUCCAGAGAGAUUUCUGAAGGAUAUGCCUGCUUUUGCAUUCAUUCCAUUUAGUGCUGGUCAACGAAACUGUAUUGGUCAAAAGUUCGCGAUGACAAGCAUCAAGACUAAUAUCAUUAACAUUUUGAGACAAUUCACAGUCGUUCCAGGUAACAAAGAACCAGAAGUUGAGAUCAACAUAACUCUCAAGUGUGAAUCACUUCUAGUUGGUUUUAAGACUAAGUAA
This is a messenger RNA of Chironomus riparius, 1479 nucleotides long. The record is from the annotation of a GenBank genome assembly. NCBI's taxonomy places the organism in Eukaryota, Metazoa, Arthropoda, Insecta, Diptera, Chironomidae.